Trichomycterus rosablanca is the source of this 1623-nucleotide messenger RNA. RefSeq names its product parathyroid hormone 3 receptor (gene pth3r). Gene Ontology annotation, molecular function: peptide hormone binding; parathyroid hormone receptor activity; G protein-coupled peptide receptor activity. The coding region runs from base 1 to 1623 and encodes 540 amino acids. The record is from RefSeq and is a predicted model, not a curated record. Lineage: Eukaryota; Metazoa; Chordata; Actinopteri; Siluriformes; Trichomycteridae. Gene Ontology annotation, biological process: cell surface receptor signaling pathway; adenylate cyclase-modulating G protein-coupled receptor signaling pathway. The transcript has 13 exons. Gene Ontology annotation, cellular component: plasma membrane.
AUGCCACUAAUUAAGGUUUCAGCGGUUUUGGUGCUGUGUGGUGUGAUCAUGUCUGGAAGAGCGCUGAUCGACUCCGAUGAUGUCAUAACCCGAGACGAGCAGAUCUACCUCCUGAUUGGUGCGCGGGCGAAGUGCGAGAGGAGCAUCCACGCCCAGCUGAACUUGCUACAAGAGGAAGACUGCGUGCCCGAGUGGGAUGGCAUCAUCUGCUGGCCAAGAGGGAAACACGGUCAGCUGGUGGCUGUGCUUUGUCCUGAGUACGUUUACGAUUUCAACCACCGAGGCUACGCCUACCGUAACUGUGAAGCCUCGGGGAACUGGGAGCAGGUGCCCAGCGUCAACCGAACCUGGGCCAAUUACACCGAGUGCACCUCCUACCUACGCUCCAACCAGGGCAGACAGGAGGAGGAAAUCUUCAGGAGGCUUCACCUGAUGUACACCACUGGUUACUCCAUCUCACUGGCGUCUUUACUGGUGGCCGUGUUCGUUCUUUGCUAUUUUAAGCGUCUUCACUGCACCCGUAACUACAUCCACACUCAUCUCUUCACCUCCUUCAUCUGCCGGGCAGUUAGCAUCUUCGUGAAGGAUGCCGUGCUGUACGCUAACACAGAGGCUAAAGCGGAGUAUGGAGCGGGAGCAGUGGGAGCCCAACCACACAUGGUCGGCUGUAAAGUGGCCGUGACUUUCUUCCUGUAUUUUUUGGCGACCAAUCACUACUGGAUCCUGGUUGAGGGGCUGUACCUGCACAGUCUGAUCUUCAUGGCCUUCCUGUCUGAUAGAAAUUACCUCUGGGCUUUAACCAUCAUAGGCUGGGGUGUUCCAGCUGUGUUCGUCUCAGUUUGGGUCAGCGUCCGCGCCUCUCUGGCCGACACGCAAUGUUGGGAUGUAAGUGCUGGGAACCUGAAGUGGAUUUACCAAGUUCCAAUUCUGGCAGCCAUUGUUGUGAACUUUUUCCUUUUCCUCAACAUUAUCAGGGUUUUGGCUUCUAAGCUGUGGGAGACCAACACAGGAAAACUGGACCCGAGGCAGCAGUACAGGAAGCUCCUGAAGUCGACGCUGGUGCUGAUGCCGCUGUUCGGCGUGCACUACAUGGUCUUCAUGGCUUUUCCGUACACAGAGGUGACCGGGCUGCUCUGGCAGAUCCAGAUGCACUACGAGAUGUUCUUCAAUUCGCUACAGGGCUUUUUUGUGGCCUUCAUCUACUGUUUCUGCAAUGGAGAGGUACAAGCAGAGGUGAAAAAGGCGUGGCUGAGGCGGAGCCUUGCUCUGGAUCUGAAACAAAAGGCGCGCGUGGCCAGCAGCGCCGGGGGCGGAAGCUGUUACUACGGCUGCACGACUUCACACGCCACCACACAAAGCAUCUGCCUGGGCGUUCAGGGGUCGGCGGCGUCUCGGGGCGGAGCCGUGGCGCUCAGGGGUCACACGCAACAUGCUAACCUGUCAGGGUACUCGCCCGGUGAUCCUGAGACCACGUUACCCACUAUGCAGCAGCCUGAGGUGAUCCUGAGACGGAACAAGGGAAGAGAAGAGGUGCAGGACGUAGAGAAUGAGGCGUCGCUUUACUUCGUACAUGAGGAUCAUUCCGGAUCGGCGUCUCUGAAAGAUCUGGAAACUAAUCUGUGA